Messenger RNA from Colletotrichum costaricense, 705 nucleotides. RefSeq lists its product as uncharacterized. The coding region runs from base 1 to 705 and encodes 234 amino acids. NCBI's taxonomy places the organism in Eukaryota, Fungi, Ascomycota, Sordariomycetes, Glomerellales, Glomerellaceae. The record is from RefSeq and is a predicted model, not a curated record. The transcript has 4 exons.
AUGACGUUGAGAUGGGACGCCAAUCUUAAAAGGAUCGCCCCCAAGGCGGCUAGGAGUCGUCACCCCGGUCUGCCGCUGGCUCAAGUCCUCAAGCAGGCACGCAGGGCAUAUCGCAGCAUCGCAAGCUACGUCGUGGGCGGCGAGUGCCGGGCCCCGAGGCAGUGGGCAGGCCGCAGCAAAUACGGGUUGCAGCGUCUUUUGGCCAGCUUCUCCAGGGCUCCUGAGGACGAAUACGAGCAGGAAUUGAGGGUUUUCCAAUCGAGCGGCGUUGUGCUCGAUACGGCACCCGAUGGCCUUGGCUACUCCAUCACAGAAGUAUUGGCGUCCCGCUCCGCAGGUAACGGUACUUUAGAGGAGAAGGACGAUCCCUGCUUCAAGGGCAAAUGGCCCCUGUUGCCUCGCAAACAGGCACGUUCAAGUUUUCCAACAAGUACGAUCCCUACAGGCCACGCAUACUGUGGGAUGAGAGUCAAGGACCGGCCGGCAGGGCAGAACGUUGCGCAACCGUCGAACCGAACGGCAAGCCGCAACGUCCAGUCUCCUCAGUCUCUCGCCUGGGAUCGAAGCUCUCGCGGGUGGCCAAAAGACACCGCAGCCGCCCCCGUAGCAACGCGGCUGACAGAGGUGAUAGGGCGGGCGCUAUUCUGGGAGCUGGAGCGGUCAGAUGAUGUGUCUAGAAGUUCCCCUCAAGUUCUCAACGGCUAA